This is a messenger RNA of Sabethes cyaneus, 1296 nucleotides long. It is a transcript of the gene IFT52, whose product is annotated as intraflagellar transport protein 52 homolog. NCBI's taxonomy places the organism in Eukaryota, Metazoa, Arthropoda, Insecta, Diptera, Culicidae. Gene Ontology annotation, biological process: intraciliary transport; cilium assembly. The transcript is spliced from 6 exons. Bases 1 to 1296 code for a protein of 431 amino acids. Gene Ontology annotation, cellular component: intraciliary transport particle B; cilium; centriole. The record is from RefSeq and is a predicted model, not a curated record.
AUGAACAACGUAACAGUUAUCUUCAACAUUUCCAAAAAUGAACUUUUCAAAUUGCCUGACAAUUACAAGACACUGCACCGGAAGCUUAAAGUUAGCUAUAGGGUUGAAAGUAAUAAAAACGAUAUCACACCGGAAAUUCUGAAAGGAGCGACUAUUUUUGUUUUGGCAGGGCCUCAGGAAAAAUUCACCGAGACAGAAUUUCAAUACCUGAAGGAUUAUAUUUCCGAAGGAGGUCGUCUGUUACUUCUGCUAGGUGAGGGUGGAGAAGUUAAUUUCAACACUAACGUAAACUUCCUUCUGGAGGAAUAUGGCAUGACAAUCAAUAACGAUUCCGUUGUCCGUCCACAAUAUUACAAAUAUUUCCACCCGAAAGAGGCUCUUAUUAGCGGAGGCAUCGCAAGCGAUACUUUAAACAAUAAUUUACUCGAAUAUAGUAAAAGCAUUUUGACUGCGUUCGAUUUCAUGGAUGAUAGGUACAAAGUAGAGUUCGUGUACCCUUUCGGAGCUACAAUGAACAUAAUCCAACCGUCAACUGUUCUGAUGACAACCGGUCCUGCCGUGUAUCCCUUCAACCGUCCUCUAGCAGGGUACUAUCAAAAUGAAUCCAACGGAAAAAUCGUCGCCAUCGGGUCCGGGCACAUAUUUCAGGAUAAGUACAUUGCAAGCGAGACCAAUAUGGCAAUCUGGGACAGCAUAUUGGGCAUGAUUCUCGCGGAAAAUUUCAGCUUCAAACCGUCGGACUUUAAUGAUCUAGAGAUCAAUGACUAUGCGGUAAUCCCAGACACGAUCUUUCUAUCCGAGCAACCAAAGAUUUGCCUGAUGGACUCUCUCGAUUACGAUAUACCAGCGGACUUCAAGAAGCUGUUCGAUAUGACCCUGUACUCGAUCAAUAACGAUUUGCUACGCGACGUUAUCAAUACCUACGGAAAAUUGGACGUGCAAUACGAAACGCUCAAGAUCAUCAAGCCGCAGUUCGAGAUUCCCCUGCCGCCACUGCAGCUUGCGGUUUUUCAGCCUAUCUUUAGCGAUUUAAUGGCGCCACCGUUGGAGCUGUUUGACCUGGAUGAAGCAUUCAGCUCGGAGAAGGCUCAAAUCACCCAGCUGACUAACAAAUGUCUGUCGCCGGCUUUGGAAAGUUCUCGAAAAGGUACCGAUGAGAAAGAACUGGGCUAUUUUAUUCAAGAGUGCGGGCGAAUUUUAAAGGUAUGCCAGGAUGACCAGAAAAUGUCGGCAAAGGAGAUUUUGAACGUGAUCAGUGUGAAGAUUGCUCAUUAUAAAAAACUUGACAAGGAUUGA